ACGAUAUAUGGAACAUACAAGCAUGGGAUGCCAUCAAGUAUGCAUUGCCUGAUGGUAAUUGUGGUAGUCGUGUACUGAUCACAACUCGUGUAGUUGAUGUGGCUUCUGAUUCAUGCUUUGAAUCCCAAGGUUACAAGUAUGAAAUGAAUGCUUUGUCUGAUGACGAGUCUUGGACUCUUUUCUGUAAUAAGACAUUUGAAGACAAACGCUGCCCUCAACAUCUUGAAAGACCGUCACGAAAUAUAUUGAGAAAAUGCGAGGGAUUGCCACUUGCCAUUGUUGCAAUUGGUGGCAUAUUGGCUUUGAAGGACAAAAGUAGAAUAAACGAGUGGGAGAUGGUUCAGCGCGACCUUAGUGUUGAACUUGAAGGUGCGGGCAAAUAUGAGAGAGUGAAGAAAAUAUUGUCUCUUAGUUACUAUGAUCUGUCUUACCAUCUCAAAAUUUGCUUCAUUUACUUGAGCAUUUUUCCUGAGGAUUAUGAAAUUGAAAAAAAACAGGUGAUUCGACUGUGGACAGCACUGCAAUUCGUGCAAGAGACAGAAAGAAAAACUUCAGAAGAAGUUGCCACAGGCUAUUUCAAUGAACUGCUGAACAGAAGCUUAAUUCAAGUGGCAAGGAGAUCACUGGAGGGAAGACCCAUAACAUGUCGUAUCCAUGAUCUUCUACGUGAAAUCACACUUCCAAAGUCGAAAGAGCAUAAUAUUGUAACCAUUUCCUCCGGACAAGAUGUGAUGUUGCUAGAUAAAGUUCGACACUUGGCCGUUCACUACGUUAAAGAUGUACAACAACAAAGCAAACAUCUUUGUCCACUUCGCUCUCUGAUAAUUUUUCCUGGGAGUCAUCAAGAAUGCAGGUUACGUGUACUUUCACUCUUAGUUGGUCGUUGUAAGUUGCUGAAGGUUAUAGAUAUAAGACAUACUGAGUUCAACACACUCCCAGAUGACGUUUCUAAACUACGUCACCUCAGGUCUUUAACCAUGAUACACUGUAAUCUGGAAACCAUUCCAAAAUCUGUCGGAAUGCUUCGAAACCUAGAGACCUUGAUUCUGAGUAUGAACAAUUUGUCUUAUUUGCCUGAUGCAAUAGGAAACCUUGAGCAGCUCCGGAUCUUGGAUCUGAGCCGUAACAAUGUGGUUGAGUUUCCUGCUCAAAUAGGAAAACUUCAAAAACUUAGACGUCUCUAUGUGGGUCAGAAACAGGGGCCUUCGAAUUGUACAAUCCCAGCGGAAAUAGGAAAUUUGUCAUCCCUUGAAAAGCUUUAUACAAUCAAGGCGUACAAAAGGAAUGGAAAUAUUGUAACGGAAGAAAUAGAGAAGCUUACCCAUCUAAAGACUUUAACCAUUGCGGAUUUGAAAAGAGAAGAUGGAGUAGCCCUAUGCUUGUCCCUUCAAAAGUUGAGCAACCUUUGCUCACUAGCUAUUCAGUCAACUGACAUCAUUGAUCUACAAUCUUUUCCUUCAGGUCCUCCAUUUCUACAAAAGCUAUGUUUACAUGGACCUCUUGAGAGAGUACCACACUGGAUAUCUUGUCUGUAUAGUUUGGUUAGAGUAAGCUUCGUACAGAGCUGCUUAAGGGACGACCCAAUGCAAUGCCUACAAGAUUUGCCAAAUCUCCUAUCCCUUGAAUUCUCGAAGGCCUAUGAAGGAGAGGAAUUGUGCUUCAAGGCUGGAGGGUUUCCUAGGCUCAAAAUGUUAUAUCUUCAGAAAUUAAAAGAGUUGAGAUGGUUGAGAGUAGAGCAGGGCGCCCUGCCUCAUCUUGUAGACCUAUCCAUUAUCCUCUGUCAUAACUUAGAGGAGCUACCAUUGGGAAUCGAACAUCUACACAACCUUGGAAAGUUUCGCCUAAUUGGUAUGUCUGACUCAUUGAUUGAGACCCUUUGGAAUGAAUAUGUAGAACUUGGACGAUACUCGAAAAUUGCACAUAUCCCUCAUGUCGAAAUCACAGAUCGGAGAUAUUCAAGAAUUGGUGGGCUCGGAACUCGUCGAACAACAAGAGACCUAGUCCAUGCCGCUGCUCUCUGUUUCAUUGAUGAUUAG
Messenger RNA from Ilex paraguariensis (yerba mate), 2036 nucleotides. Lineage: Eukaryota; Viridiplantae; Streptophyta; Magnoliopsida; Aquifoliales; Aquifoliaceae. The record is from the annotation of a GenBank genome assembly.